GUCCUUGUCAAGAAUCUCAAAAAACGGCACCGUUUUACUGUUCUUCCUCCAAAUCUCAAAUCAACAAAAACCAAACCACCUCUCUCCGAUUUUCUCGAGAAAAUCUAUCUCCGAGAAAAUCUCGGCUUUCACUCCCAAACUCUCUCUCUCUCACACACACAGAGAUAGAGAUAGAGAUAGAGAUAUAUACAUACGUGUAUAUUUGUACAUAUAUAGGAAAUGGAUCGGAGGAGGCCGGUUAGUCCGGUGUACUCGCGGCAGUGGAGCGGUUCGAAUUCGAGCACGGGUUCGUCGUCGCCGGCGAUGUCGCCGGCGCAUCCGCAGUCUCGGCUGGCGGCUGGAGCCACCGGGUUCUCCACCGUCAAGCGAACGCAGAACGCGGCCGCCAAGGUCGCGGCUCAGCGCUUGGCUAAGGUCAUGGCGUCGCAGACCUCCGCCGACGAAGACGACGACGAUGAGGAGAACGGAUUCAAAUUCGCCGUUCCGGCUCCACCUGCUCCCUCGCCUUUCUCCCUCUCCAACAGUAACAGCAACAAUUACAGUAGCGGGAAUUCGAUUCCGGCGAUUUCGGUUUCUCGGCCUAAUCGAUCUCCGUCGCCUGCGUUAGGUCGGAACUUUGUAGAGCAUGCUUCUUCGGUUCGGUCAACAUCAGCUGGAAGACCAUCAAUGUCAGUUCGUUCGGCAGCUGUGGUGCCACCCAGCAGAUCCUCACUUAGAAGUCCAGUGGCAAUACCUCCGAUUGAACCUCCUUCUAGUAGGAACAACAACAGGUUUAUUCCCAAUAUUUCACCACUCAACUCAAAAGAUAAAGGAGAUCAGCGUGAAGCUUCUGCACUUCGUGAUGAACUUGAUAUGUUAGAAGAGGAAAAUGAGAUUAUUCUUGACAAGCUUAGAAAUGCAGAAGUAAGACGAGAGGCAGCAGAGGCUAGAGCGAGGGAGCUUGAGAAACAGGUUGCUACUCUUGGAGAAGGCGUGUCCCUCGAAGUUAAAUUGUUGAGCAAGAAGGAAGAAUUGUUGCGGCAAAAAGAGAUUGCUCUAAAGGCUGCUGUAGCACAAAACAGGGGUGGGAAAAAUGAGGAGGUUGCCGCCCUUCGUACAGAGGUUGAGAAUUUAAAAGAUGAAGCUGCAACAGCUCUGGAACAACUCCAAGAAGCAGAAUCUGAAGCAAAGGCUCUCCGCUCUAUGACACAGAGAAUGAUUUUGACUCAAGAAGAGAUGGAGGAAGUUGUUUUGAAGAGAUGUUGGCUUGCUCGUUACUGGGGUUUAGCUGUAGAGCAUGGCAUAUGUGCAGAUAUAGCAGUUUCAAAGCAUGAGCAUUGGUCAUCUUUAGCCCCUCUUCCAUUUGAAGUUGUCAUUUCUGCUGGACAAAAGGCUAAGGAGGAAUCUUGGGAUAGAGGUGGAGAUGAUCCAGACAGGAGCAAGCUUGUCCGGGAUAUUAGUGAUCUCACAGGAGAAGGAAAUAUUGAGACUAUGCUUUCAGUUGAAAUGGGUUUGAGGGAACUGGCCUCUCUAAAGGUUGAGGAUGCUGUUGUACUAGCAUUGGCUCUAUGCAGACGUCCAAAUUUGGUUCGGCAGUCCAGUUUAGAUUCCAGAUCAGCUGUUGAUCCCAAGUUUAUGGAGGCAUUUGAAUUAAGUGAAGAGGAGACACAAGAUGUUCAAUUCAAAGAGGCGUGGCUGACUUACUUUUGGAGAAGAGCUAAAGUACAUGGUGUUGAAGAGGAUAUAGCAGAAGAGCGGCUUCAGUUUUGGGUCAACCGUAGUGGGCAACAACCAACUUCACAUGAUGCUGUGGAUGUGGAACGAGGCUUAGUGGAGCUGAGAAAGCUAGGGAUAGAACAGCAACUCUGGGAAGCAUCCCGGAAAGAAAUAGAUCAGCCUCUUUCUUCUGCAGUUGCUAAUCACAAAUCCAAUGCAGAUUCAGAUACAUCGCCUUGAUGGAUGCCACCUUGAUAUGUGUCUUGUGCCAAUUCUUUCUUUUCUUUUAUUUGUUUUUUUUCUACAUAAAAUUUUCGCCCAGCUUGCUAGUAUCCCUCUUCUUUGUUCUCUGCCAUCCUCGCAACUUCAUACUUGAUUUUAUACUUAGUCCCUCGUGUAAGGUAAUUAGUGACAUAAUUUUCAUAGAUAUAGCUGCUGGAUUUUAAUUUGUAAAACAGGGGAUAGUUCCAUUUUUUUAUAUUUAAUUAAAAAUUCAAUUUGCGGUUCUGUA
This is a messenger RNA of Quercus robur (English oak), 2206 nucleotides long. RefSeq names its product coiled-coil domain-containing protein SCD2-like. The transcript has 17 exons. Bases 220 to 1935 code for a protein of 571 amino acids. Gene Ontology annotation, biological process: cytokinesis by cell plate formation. Lineage: Eukaryota; Viridiplantae; Streptophyta; Magnoliopsida; Fagales; Fagaceae. The record is from RefSeq and is a predicted model, not a curated record.